GUUCCGAGCAGCGCUCGGCGCGGCAUUACGCGUGUCUCGAAUUAGAACAUCCAGAUAAUUACCAGGUUUGCGAAGGAACGCGCCGCUUCUCGUCGCGUAGCGUCGCGUCGCGACGCGAGGGUGAUGGCGCUGACGCGAUCGAGCAUGCACGGGGGUGCAGCGCGCGCCGUUCGUUCCGUUUUGCGCGAAUGCGAACGCGAUUGCUGGUAAAAACGCAAAGCUUUUGUUCCGUGUCUCAGGUGGGGUGGCUCCGGAUGGAGGAUCAGACGAUAUUGUCGAUGGGUCAGCAAAAAGUGACCCACUCGCCUCGAUUCCUCGUCACGCUGGAGAACGCGAAAACGAAGAAUCAGAGCCAAUCGAGGGACGAGGAGGAGGCCACUUCGCGGCUGCAUAUUCGACAGCUCCGGGAAGCUGACCGAGGCUGCUACAUGUGCCAACUGAACACGAAGCCCAUGUUGAGCCAGCUGGGAUGCGUGGAUGUCCUAGUUCCGCCGGAUAUACUGAGCUCCGGGACGUCGGAGGGUGAGGUCUCCGUUCAGGAGGGCGAAAACGCGACCCUCUCGUGCAACGCCUCUGGAAGACCGCCACCUCGUGUGCACUGGCGACGCGAGAAUCCGCUGAUAUCAGGGGUCAACCAGUCCGGCGAGAAACUGGAAUUCACCAGGGUGAACAGGAAGCAAAUGGGGGCUUAUCUUUGCAUAGCCAGUAACGAAGUGCCUCCGGCAGUCAGCAAGAGAGUCUCCCUAAGGGUAAAUUUCCCACCCAGCGUGAAGGCGUCCAACGAUUUCCUGAGCUCCCCUCUGAACACGAACGUGUCGCUGAUUUGCUUGAUCGAGGCUUAUCCGAAGACGAUCAACUUGUGGACGAAGCAGGGUCAAGUGAUCAUGAGCGGCGGCAGAUACGAGAUCAACGAGCGGGGAGACCCGAACGAGGAAUGGAAGACAACGAUCGAGCUCAAGAUAAAGCGGCUAGAGAAGAACGAUACGGGAGCCUACACGUGUUCCGCGUCCUCCAGCAUGGGGACGGCCCGAGCCGUCUUUAGGGUGCACGAGUACGAGCAGGAGACGCCGACCACGCGAGCCAGCAGCCCGGCGAACGCGAAGAAACCGAGCAAGGCGAAGUCCAAGUUCGCCCAAGCGAGCACGAUCAACCGGGUUUUCCACCAGAUGAGCACGCCCGCGAUGCAGAAGAGCACCGCGAGGAUCGUUCACGGGAAACAGCGGAGCACGACGACCACGCCGGACCCACGGGCGCCCUUCAUCAAAGACGAAAACCUGUUCAAGAGCCGCGAGAAACCGAACGCGGCCGGGAACAGCCGGGCCGACGCGACGCCGCCGAUCGACGCUCGAAUCUGCGCGUUCUGCAUGAUCCUUUACUUGAGCCUGCGAUAGACUCUCGUCGCCCUGUACCGCAGGCGUCAGGAAAGAAACGUACUCGACGGACUCGGACAACGGUCUCUCCCCCGAGUCCGCGUCAUCCGCAGCCGAACGCGAGGAACACGCGCAACCACCGCCUUCCGACCGCGUUUCCAACCGCGUCGUUCCCGAACGAAACGAUCGGGAGGAGAGAAGUCGCGAACUGGGAAGUUUUCAUUGAACUUACCGGACUGGAAGUUGCUUCCAUUGCGUUCCGCGAUCACGAGGCGCGAUCACAGCCAAGCUCCUUCGGCGACGACACACCGAGCAAAUCGAUCUCUCGAGUCGCGGGCCAAAACCGUUGACGAAAACUGUUGCAAAUUUUAAGAGAUAAACGCUUACGAGGGUAUUUUUUAUGAGCCUUUUGUCCGUUUCUGAACGCGGAAGAAAGAACGAAAGAAGAAGAAAUAGAAGAAGAAGAAGAAGAAGAAGAAGAAGAAGAAGAAGAAGAAGAAGAAGGAGAAAAGGGGGAAAUCGUGAGCGGGACGUGUUCGUCGGUUGGACUGAAUGUUGUAACGUUGUCGAAUAUUUUUUUAAGCGAGACGAAAGAAUGGGGAAGGAGGCCAGGAUUUUCAAUUGAAACUCUGAUUUCACGUUUGUCGGGUUACUAGAUGUUACGAUGUGAUUUUUAUAAUGUUAGCGUCGGAAGCCUUACCACAUGCAGGGUGUCUAUCUCAAGUGGGCCACCAGUGUCAUUCACGAGGGAAUCGUGCGAAAACACGAGGAUAUGAUAUCUGAAACACGGACAUUUCUGAAAUUAUGGAAAUUAUGGAAAUUAUGGAGAUCACGGAAAUUACGGAGAUCAUGGAAGAGUCAUGGGGGGAAAAGAAAUCGGAAUACCGUGGACCGAUCACUCGCGUUUGCAUUUUCAAAUUAUUUCAACAAUGGCAGUGGCGAUCCAGUUCGAAUGAACAGCCCCUAAUAUGUAUGUAUACCGUUACGCUGUUACGUGAUAAUUAUUGUCAACGAUUAAUUAAGUAUCUCUACCAUUUCCCGUAAGGUUCGCGCCGUGCCGCGCGGGUCGACCCGUCUUAAGCAACUAUUCGAUUACACUCGAACGCAGACAAAUAAUUAGCAUACUAAUUUGUACGUAAGGGAUAAUAAGAUACGUUUGUUCAACGGUACGAUAAAGAAGGGAACCGGGAUCGUGUAAGUGACAACUCGAUGAAUGUAAACGAAUCAUAUCUAAGCCAGAUUCAUAUCCGUAGGGCGUAUAGUACCGUAUACUGUAUAUUUUAGAAAGAUACUAGACCCUACUUUCAUUAUUUUCUGUAUUUUUUUAAUUACCCGUAGCCAGAUAACGUACCUCAUAUGCCAAUAAUUAAACGAGACCACGAUAUAAACGUAAUCGGCGUGGUUCACUGCGAGGAAUCCGUGAAUCGCCGUGCAUAGUUCGGAUAGUUCGAUCGAGUGACUGACCGAGGCGUCAGUGGUACACAUUUGUUUUCUGUAUCGCGGAUCAUAUCGGACGCGCGAGACAUUUACCUGAAAUAAACGAUUACUUGCUAGUUUCAACAAAUCUAGUACAACUUGUAUUUUUCAUUCGUACGUGCGUUUAUUUCUACGCGAGCGGACACCGCGCCAACAUGUUACGCCGCGAUCUAUUCUACUUACACCCGAGUAUAGUUUGCUUUUAAGGAAUCGACAAUAAGUGUUCCUAAUAACAGAUUGCGGUUUCGAAUGGUCUUUUUCUUUUUUAAUGUUCCUCGCAAAACCGCAAACCAUAUCUCGCUCUGUAAUUAGGAUCGAUGUGCAAAAUGGUGCUAGUAGAGAAGCUUGGCAGUCCUCGUUAGAUUAGAUUUUCCAACGGAGGAAGUCGAAGCUUUCUACUGAUAUUGUGCAAUUCUCGUGAAUGUCUUCUAUUACAGAGAAGUAUAGGUUUUAGUCGCAGUGCGUGGUAUAUUGUCUUCGGAAUAGUAGCAUAUCCGUGAAGUAAACAAACGAAAUCGCAUACGUUAAAUAUACCUAUUUAACAGAUACUGUAUAUCAUGAAACACUGCUCAAUAUAACGACUUUACAAUAACUAUAUUAAAAGAAUGUUGUUGUUUAUAGGAGAAAAAUAUAUUAUGAAAAUACGAAAAGAACAAUGUGCUCAAAUUGGAUAAUUAUAUAGCUUUGGAGGAAAGGACAUGUUGACAAAUAAAAUAUACCAUGCAACCAGCACAGACAUCAGUUUCUGUUUACCUUCACUGUACGUUAAGUUUACUUUUGUC
Messenger RNA from Nomia melanderi (Alkali bee), 3628 nucleotides. Lineage: Eukaryota; Metazoa; Arthropoda; Insecta; Hymenoptera; Halictidae. The record is from RefSeq and is a predicted model, not a curated record.